This is a messenger RNA of Lactuca virosa, 1557 nucleotides long. The record is from the annotation of a GenBank genome assembly. NCBI's taxonomy places the organism in Eukaryota, Viridiplantae, Streptophyta, Magnoliopsida, Asterales, Asteraceae.
AUGAAAACACUUCAAUGUUCUUCAUCUGGGUUCUUCGUUUCUCGUCCAAAGAUUGAAAUGAUGCAUGAAAAAGCAAUCCUUGAUCCCGGUGGAGAAAUGGAAGUAAGUUUCGAAUAUCAAUGCAACACCACCGAUGGAUACGACAUUCCCACCGGAAAAAAGCUCGUAAGAAACAACAGUUCUUUCACCUGCCUCUCAGGAGCAGCCAUUAGCGCGAAUGCAACAUUAGCAAACACAAAUAUCUGCAACGGAUUAAUCAGUUCGGAAAUUCUCCCAUCAAUCGAUUCCCCCAAAUCAUUUCGAAGAAUACCCUCUUCUCCGUCGUUCUCAAAAUUAGAUCUACUAUCGUCUUCUUUCCAAAGCAGUAUGUCUAAUUUGAGUUGCAGUCCAUCUACCCCUGAAAAUCUCGAUUUCGAUUCGUUUCUAUCAAAACCCUUGAGUUUACCUUCGAGAAGCGAAGAUUUUCUUAACGCGAUUGAAGUUCAAGUCGCUGGAGGUGCCGCCGGAGAAGAUAGGGUUCAGGCGGUUUGCUCGGAGGAGAAUGGUUGGCUUUUCUGCGCGAUUUAUGAUGGGUUUAAUGGACGGGAUGCAGCCGAUUUUUUAGCGGGUACGUUUUAUGAAACGAUUAGGUUUAACCUAAAUUCAUUAGACAUCGAUUACUCCAACGAAUUUACAAAUGGGUUUGACGAUUACUUUCUUGGAGAUGGUGACAUGGGGGUAAUCCCCCGCCGACCUAAAAAUCAAGUUCUUGAAAGCUUACAACGUGCGCUCAAUCAAGCGGAAAAUGAUUUCUUGUAUAUGGUUGAACAAGAAAUGGAGGAUCGACCAGAUAUAGUUUCAGUCGGAUCUUGUGUUCUUGUUGGCCUUAUUCAUGGGUUGAAAGCAGUGCAGUUAACAGAUAGUCAUACAGUUGAUAACGAAUUUGAAAGAAGCCAACUUGUUAGCGAACAUCCUGAUGAUCCAAAAACAAUCAUGCAUGGAAAAGUGAAAGGAAAGUUGAAGGUUACUAGGGCUUUUGGCGUUGGGUAUUUGAAAAAGAAAGUUCUGAAUGAUGCUUUGAUGGGUAUUCUUCGUGUUCGUAAUCUUCUAAGUCCUCCAUAUGUUUCUGUCCAACCAUCCUUGUAUAUGCAUGAAAUUUCAAGUUCUGAUCAUUUUGUGAUAUUUGGAAGUGAUGGGUUAUUUGAUUUUUUCACCAAUGAUGAAGCUGUGAAGCUUGUUCAUUCUUACAUAUCCACCAAACCAUCAGGAGAUCCAGCCAAAUAUCUUUUGGAGCAGCUUGUUCUCAAAGCCGCUUGUUCUGCAGGUUUUAGUACGGAAGAGCUAAUGAGUGUCCCGGCUGGGAGGAGAAGGAAAUAUCAUGAUGAUGUGACGGUUAUUGUUAUAAUCCUUGGUACGAAUAAGCGCACCUCAAAGGCCUCAACUUGCAUAUAAGUUUGUUCCCAUUAUUAUAGUCAUAGCUAGUGACGUACAAUUUUGAUCAAAACGAUAUUAUUUUGCAGUGUUUAGUGGUUUUAUUGAUUGUUGUUGAAUCAUUUUAUGGAGUUUGAUAUGUUGGUA